Podarcis muralis (Common wall lizard) is the source of this 1054-nucleotide messenger RNA. RefSeq lists its product as uncharacterized. The record is from RefSeq and is a predicted model, not a curated record. Lineage: Eukaryota; Metazoa; Chordata; Lepidosauria; Squamata; Lacertidae. Gene Ontology annotation, molecular function: serine-type endopeptidase inhibitor activity. Gene Ontology annotation, cellular component: extracellular region.
UCAGACCUGCUUCGCCAUGAAGUCCAUCGGCCUCUGCCUGGUUGCGCUCCUUGCCUUCUGGGGUGAGCUGGCUCCUGUGUCUGGUCAGAUGCCUCUAGGGAAGCCUGGCACCUGUCCUACUCUGAUCCAAAACAAUGACACCCAGUGUGGCCAGUUCUGCUCCACAGAUGACAGCUGUCCAGGGAGCGAGCGCUGCUGCCAGACUGCCUGUGGGCAUCAGUGCAUGCUCCCACGUGAGGACCAGCCCGGCUCCUGCCCCAGGCUGAGCCCCCAGCCAGACCAGGCUGCGAACUGCUCAACGACUUGCAACAACGACCAGGACUGUGGCUCAGGACUCUACUUGCCAAUCCAGAAGUGCUGCAGCAACGGGUGUGGACAGACUUGCCAGGUGGCUGAAGAAGAGCACCCUGGCGUGUGCCCCAAAGUGGAACUGGUGCGCACCUUUGCCCCCUGCAAUGACACCUGCAGAGACGACCGAGACUGCCCUCUCACCCAGAAGUGCUGCUUCACCGGGUGCAGCCGGGGCUGCCUGGACUCAGUUCACAGUGACAGAUGCCAGUUGCUGCCUGAAGAUGGAAUAUGCAGCGCACACUUGAUACGUUACUACUACAACCCGUCACAGAAGAAGUGCAACCAGUUCAUCUACGGUGGCUGCUCGGGCAACCGCAACAUGUUUGAGACAAAGGAGGCCUGCGAGGAAGCCUGCGGGAAAAUCAGCCCAGAGGUCUGCAAGCUGCCAAAGGACCCUGGCCCAUGUCUGGGUUAUUCACAAUUUUACUACUACAACUCAGCCACCAGGAAGUGCGAGAUAUUCGUCUAUGGGCUCUGCGGGGGGAAUGGAAAUCGGUUUCGUACCAUGCUGGAGUGCAUGAUGGUCUGCGGGAACUUAGAAAACCCCACUAAGGAGGACUGAGUCCCUCAACGUGAUCACCUUGUCUGAGAAGAGCCCAACCCCAGAGCAGACAUCAGUGUGUUGCCAUGCCCCCCUCCUUCUAUCUCUGGGGAGGCUGAUGUGGGAUCAUCUAACCCCAAAUAAAACCUGAGCUUUCUGGCA